Drosophila pseudoobscura is the source of this 1871-nucleotide messenger RNA. Its product is annotated as putative transporter svop-1. The coding region runs from base 170 to 1837 and encodes 555 amino acids. The record is from RefSeq and is a predicted model, not a curated record. Lineage: Eukaryota; Metazoa; Arthropoda; Insecta; Diptera; Drosophilidae. Gene Ontology annotation, biological process: transmembrane transport. The transcript is spliced from 4 exons. Gene Ontology annotation, cellular component: membrane. Gene Ontology annotation, molecular function: transmembrane transporter activity.
GGGCACGUACCGUACGGGCAGCGACUGCCAGAUACCCGGACAUACAUACUCGUACUUAUAGCUGAAACGUCGUUGCGUUUCUCAGUUGUGAGCAGACCGAGCGGUCUGUCGGUCACAUUGUCCAUAGCAUUUAGCUCUGCAAUAAGGAAGACAGAGUCUCUGCGGAGCUAUGGAUAAUCCUGCUUAUGUGAUCGAUUGCGAGCGCGAGUUCGCCAUUGGAGGUGGAGGUGGCCUGGAGAAGCCCGAGAAGCAGGCAGAGAAGCCCAGGCCACACAGCUUCGAGGAGGCUAUCACGAUGACGGAAGUCGGGCGCUUCCACUACAAGCUGCUGCUCAUCUGCGGCCUCUGCUUCAUGUCCGUGAUGGUGGAGAUCAUGGGCGUCAGUCUGAUCAUGAACCAGAUGAAGUGCGACCUCCAGCCUACGCUUAACCAACAGGGAAUCUUGGCCUCGGCGGGAUUUCUGGGCGUGGUGCUUAGCUCACAUGGCAUGGGCUUCCUCGCGGACACCUGGGGCAGGGUGACCACUCUCCGGUAUGCCCUCUUUCUCGCCGCCGUUUGCUCGAUUGUGUCGGGCUUCUCAGUGAACAUUUGGAUGCUGAUCGUCUUCCGAUUCCUCACGGGCUUCUUCAUCUCCGGAGGUCAGGCCUGUGUCUUCAGCUUAUGCGGGGAGUUCCAUGGCAGCGGUUCGAGGGUGCGGCAUGUGACCCUGCUCUCGGGCUUUCUCUGUUUAUCCAUGAUCUUUGCACCAGCCAUGGCCAUCGGCAUUCUCCCUAUUCGUAUCGAAACCAUUGUCCUGGGCAUGCGCUUCUCCUCGUGGCGCGUGCUGCUCAUCGCCAACGUUUCCAUCUCGCUGCUUGCCCUCGUGGGCCUCUCCACCUUGCCUGAGACGCCCAAGUACAUGCUGGUUCAGGGCCAGGGCGAGGCAGCCUUGGAAACCCUUAAAAUCAUGUUUACCCAGAACACGCGCAAGCCUUGCUCCGAGUACCCUGUCCGGGAGAUUGCACUGGAGAGCGGCGGGGCCAGUCUGUCGGAUGUCCACGGACUGGGCGACGCCGUGCGACUCGUGUGGCGCCAGACAGUGCCGCUCUUCUAUCGCUCCAGGGUGGUGCACACACUGAACAUCUGCACGAUCCAGUUCCUCAUCUACGGCAUGGCGCAGGGCAUCUUCAUGUGGUUCCCCACUAUUCUUGAUGAGCUGGGAUCGCGGGGCGGACAGGCAACGCUGCUCUGCCAAGUGCUGGAAGAGUUUGAUGCGCAGGAUACGCAGGAAGGCGGGGACGCUGCACAGGCCUGUGCCAUGGAGGUCGACACAAAUACAUACCAGGUGAUGAUCAUCAUUGGGGCCUCGUUCACAGGGAUCUAUCUGGUAUUCGCCUACAUCAUCGAUUAUACGGGGAAGAAGAACCUAUUAAUGGGGUGGAUGGCUCUGACGAUGAUCUGCCUGGUGGGCCUGCACUAUGUGGAGCAGUUCGCUCUUGUGGUAAUCGGCCUGACCGUGGUCAUGGCCAUCGGGAACUGCGGCGGUCUGGUGAGCACCAUCGCCAUGGAGUUCUAUCCCACGAACAUCAACGCCAUGGGCAUGUGCUUUAUCAUGAUGGUGGGUCGCCUCGGGGCGGUGGUUGGCAGCAAUGUGUUGGGUCGUCUGCUCUUCUCCAGCUGCGACACCGUGUUCUGGGCUCUGCUCGGUCUAGUCAUCUUCCUCUGCAGCCUGGGCUACUUCCUGCCCGAGAAGCCGCGUCCCAAGAGAGUGACGACGCCGACGCCGACGCCCUCAGCAACGGCAACGGCCAUAGUGACGGCCACAACGACGCCGAUCUUGGCAAUUAGCUCUAAGUAGGAUUAGUUUAUACCCAUUAAGAGGAACAGUAAAG